Molecule: messenger RNA, 1890 nt
Organism: Cavia porcellus (domestic guinea pig)
Lineage: Eukaryota; Metazoa; Chordata; Mammalia; Rodentia; Caviidae
Gene: Pbk
Product: PDZ binding kinase
Exons: 8
Coding region: 178-1152 (324 amino acids)
Biological process (GO): peptidyl-serine phosphorylation
Molecular function (GO): protein serine/threonine kinase activity; ATP binding
Source: RefSeq, a predicted model, not a curated record
GCGGGCUUCCGUAGUUCAGGGCCGCCCCAGGGCGGGGCAUAACGGUGGCGCGCGGCCUUUUCAAAGCGUGAAGCGUUCGAAACACAACGGCCGUUGGCAACCUGUGCACCGCGCCGAGGUAGCGUCUGGUACCGGUUGUCGUCACCUCGCGACUCUGGACCUAGAGUGGUUGUUAUAAUGGAAGGAAUCAAUAAUUUGGAGACACCAAACAAAGUAUCUGAAAAAAGAAAAUCUGUAUUAUCAACUCCGUAUAAAAAUAUUCCUCCCUCUCCAUUUAUGCAGAAGCUUGGCUAUGGAACUGGGGUAAAUGUUUACCUAAUGAAAAGAUCCCCAAGAGGUUUGUCUCAUUCUCCUUGGGCUGUGAAAAAGAUUAAUCCUUUAUGCAAUGAUCAUUAUCGGAGUAUGUAUCAAAAGAGACUGACUGAUGAGGCUAAGAUUUUGAAAAGCCUUCAUCAUCCAAACAUUGUAGGUUACCGUGCUUUUACUGAGGCCAGUGAUGGCAGUAUGUGCCUUGCUAUGGAGUAUGGAGGGGAGAAAUCUCUAAAUGACCUCAUAGAAGAGCGAUAUAAACACAGCCAAGGUCCUUUUCCAGCAGCUAUAAUUUUAAAAGUUGCUUUAAACAUGGCAAGAGGGUUAAAGUAUCUGCACCAAGAAAAGAAACUUCUUCAUGGAGACAUAAAAUCUUCAAAUGUUGUAAUUAAAGGUGAUUUUGAAACAAUUAAAAUCUGUGAUGUAGGAGUUUCCCUUUCAUUGGAUGAAAAUAUGACUGUGACUGAUCCUGAGGCCUAUUACAUUGGCACUGAGCCGUGGAAACCCAAGGAAGCAUUGGAGGAGAAUGGCAUUAUUACCGACAAGGCAGACAUAUUUGCCUUUGGCCUUACUCUCUGGGAAAUGAUGACUUUAUCCAUUCCACACAUUAACCUUAAUCUUACAGAUGAUGAUGGUGACGACGAUACAACUUUUGACGAAAGUAACUUUGAUGAUGAAGCCUACUACGAAGCUUUGGGAACCAGGCCACCUAUUAACAUGGAUGAACUGAACGAAUCAUACCAGAAGGUAAUUGAACUCUUCUCUGUGUGUACUAAUGAAGACCCUAAAGCUCGCCCGUCGGCUGCACACAUUGUUGAAGCUUUGGAACUGGAUGGUCAGUGAUCGUGUUCUUGAUGACCUCCGUGUAAAGUACAUACCUGUUCGGUUUUCUUGGAUGUUUUUAUGAUCUUCAGUUAUUACCCUCUAGAAGUGGCUAUUUGAGGUCCAUAAUGCCCUGUUAGUUGUGAAUAGUUAACAAAAGGAUAUUUGUGUUCUUAUGUUGAUAAGCACUUAGGAUACUGCGUUUUCUGUGAAGUUCAAAGAAAGUAAAUCCUUAUAUGCAAGUAGUUUGUUACUCCGCAGACUUUUAAAACACUAGCACUCAAAUACCAUAAACUGUCCUCACAUUAAUUUGAGUGGCCAUUCUUUUAUCUUUCUUAACAUAUUCUCUAUUUUAGUGGAUUAAAAUUAGCACUUUAUACACUGCAAAGUAAAUCUGUAUUAUAUUUUAAAAUAUCAAAACUUUUGCUGGCAUUGUUUCCAUUUCUGGUGCCUUUGUGAGUAGGACCACUUUUGAUGGAAGUGACUGAUGAGGAAGCACACUGCAGCGUGGCUUAUUAAAUGGCCACAGAACCUGAGAGUAUAACAGAGUAGCUGCUUGGGUAUUUCUAGACUCUUUGGCUACAGCUUGUCCUGCUGUCUUGGAUUCAUGUUUAAUUUAAAUGUAUUUCCUGUACUAAGAUUCCUGUUUUAGCUUUUAUUUACUAAUAUGUAUCUUAAGUAUUUCAAAGUGUGGUGUAAAAAUAAUAAAACCCAAAUAGGACAAAUAAAUAUAAAUAAAAUAUAGCUUUGGUACCAAAA